GCCUGCCUGACAUAAACCACCCAAGGGAAGGGGAGGAGUGGCACUAGACAAGGACAUUAAUACUGUAACAUAGUAACACAAGGGGUAAAGUUGUGGAAGUUAGGGAAGGAAUUCGUUUUCAGAAAGGUCAUUAAUUAACUGGCUUGGUUACAGGGUGAGAAAAGGCCGAGACGCGCUUCCUGUUGGCUGUCUAACUUUUAGGAAUAUGAAACGGGAAAACUAGUUGACAUAAGAGAAGGUAAAAAAAACUAAAAACGUUAACGCUAUCCGGUGCCUGUCUGUUGCUUCCUUACUGAAUAUGGCAGGGACACGGACAAGAAGAGGGACUGGUUCGGAACAGUCUCGAACUGCGAGGGCAGCUGCUGUUGCUGAGCAGUUAAACCAUGAAUGCACCCUCUUAUUGGAACUGUAUAGAAAAAAGGAGACGUUCGCCGAGGAACUCACCAUCGACGGGGACCGCCUGGUGACCGUGCCACCACUCUCCUCCCAGCUCUCGCCGAAUGACAUGUUGUGGCGCCUCUACUCCGCCCUGCAACAGUGCCGGAACCUCCUGGAGCAUGCCAUUGGCCGGGAAGAGGGGGUGGGAAACGACAGGAACAGGACCGAAUACGAGAGUCAGAAGAAAACAGUGAGGGACCGGCUGGGGCACCUGCUAGAGAGCACACGGCUCCUCCUGGCGGACGGAGCUGGAACUGCAGCCUUCACUCCUGAUCCGAAGAAUACUGAGAUAGAUGGUCCGGUGAACGGCAGCCCGUUUGCGCUAAAGCUCUGGAUCUACCGCAUCUUCAACGAGCUGGAGCACUGGACGCUCACCGCCUCCAAGACCCUGAAGGCCCUGCACCCCGACGGAGCCACCCCCAAGGAGCGCAGAACGAGGGGGAGGGCAAGAGGGAGGAGGACCCGGAGAUGAGAUAGUAGAGAUUGGGAGAAGUAGCCUGUGUUGAGGAAGGAGAGAGCAGGGAAGACAAAGAAAGAGAGGGAGGGGGUGAGGAGAGAGAGAGAGAGAGAGAAAUAGAAAGAGGUACGGAUGGAAAGAAAGAGAGAGAGGUAAACAGAUUGAGAGGAUGAGGUGGAAGGAUGUGACGUGGCAGAAGAAAGAGAGAAGGCAUGCAGGAGUCAGAAAGGCUGAGAGAAAUGGAAUGAAGAGAAGGAAAAGAGUGACAACAGCCAGUGGAAGUAUAAAGAUUAUGUGAAAAGAGGGAGAAGAGUAUAUGUUAAAGUUAAUAACUAUAUACAGUGGUGACAUGGACACAUAAGAAAGUCUACUACAACAUACAACCAAUGUGUGACAUAACAGUGUUGAUUUUGAAGCAAUUUUGGUCAUUCAUGACAUACUAGCGCUGUAGCUCCACUUGCUGCUAACAAACAUAGGACACUGGGUGUCAGGUAGCCUACCGGUUAGAGUAUUAGGCCAGUAACUGAAAGGUUGUGAGUUCGAAUCCCCGAGCUGACAAGGUGGAAGAAAAUCUGUUGAUCUGCGCUCGAGCAAGGCGUUUAACCCUAAGUGCUCCAGGGUCUCUGUCAAUAAUGGCUGAUACCUGGUUGUGUCUCAAGGGGGGUGGGAUAUACAAAAAACACAUUUCCAUCUCACACCUCACACGUAUACAUGCAGUGAAACAGGACAAAUAUAAGCAACUUCUAUUUGACCUUUGACGAACAUAGAAUUAAAUGAGUUACAUAGACUGUUCAUCACUUGAGUCGAUCCCUUUAAAAUCUCUAAUUCGAGAGCUUGACAUUCUAUAAAAAAAAUCAUCUUUGUAAUUCAACAGGGUUUGAUGCAGCAAAAAGUGAGUUAAGGAAUUACUGAAGAAUUUCUGCUGUUUACACCUGGUAUCAAGAUGUGUUCUCUGCCUGGUUUUGCUGCCUAGAGUCAAAGGACUCUACCAUGACCUUCCUUUUGCCUACUCCAGACAUACUACGGACAGUCUUUCAGAAAAUGUCAUUUAGUUUCCUCCCGCUUGGCACACACUGGUUGAAUCGACGUUGUCUUCACGUCACUUCGUUGAACCAACGUGGAAUAGACAUCCAACUGACGUCUGUGCCCAGUGGGCUGUUGUCACUUUAUGUUAACUGAAUGGCAAUAUUCCUCCCAAGUGUCAUGUGAUCAUUAAUAUCAGCAUGAUCUUGAUUGUAACAUUUAGUGUGGUUAUUGUAAGAGAUUUGGUUUGGCAUUGCCUUAACACUUCAAAUCUGAAGAGGGAAAAGUGAUUUUAUACAACACAGGAUCCUUUGGAUCUGGAUGAAAUGUUCUGAUAAACUGGCCCCUGGAUCCCAAAACGAUCCCACAAAUGAGAUGUAAUGUUGGUGACAGCUACAGGAUCCACUUUGAUAAUGGAGUGUAGAUUUCCGGUUCAAGACAGUGGUUUAUGUGAUACCAAUCUCCGAUCCUUGUGGGCCGGUAUCAUGCAUUAGAUGGAAAUCUUAAUACCACAAAUUGUUUCACAUUUAAGAUGCAUCCCAAUAGCCUUGAAUGACUUCCUAUCUAUUUAGAGACCACAGACAAUGUAACAUAGGUCAUUUUGGGGUUAUGACAAGGUAUGAGAAAGGGUAGGCUAUUUCAUCAAGAGUACUUUCCCUUUAAAGCAGAUCUUGGGUCAGUUCUGCAUUUUUCCCACUAAUGGUUAAGGUUAGGAUUGGGGGGGAAGCUGAUCCUAGAUCUGUAACCAGGGGAAAUUUAGUCCCAGAACAUUCCAUUACUUAAUGCUGGAUGGUAAUCUCACAGAUUGUGCCUUGAAGUGAUGUGAUGAGUUUAGCUGUGCCCUGCCCUCUAGUGGCGAGUAGAGGAACCAAAACAAAAAAUCCCAACUGUGCAGCUCCUACUAGAGAACCACUGGGAAUGCAGGCUUUUGCUCCGGCCCUGCUCUAACACCAGACCCGGCUAAUCCAGUUCUGAACCUGUAUAAGACAGAAACAAAUAUAUAUAUAUUAUUAUUAUAUAUAUUAUUAGACAUUUUUUAAAACCCAAUCAUUACUAUAUGACCCCCAUUGAAACCGACCUUUAUGAUAUCAGUGCGUAACCGGCAAAUUGGGAGGGGUGGGAGGAGGGAUGUUGUUUAACCAUGUUCGCAAUUAACAUUAGAGCAGUGUGAGCAGCUGAUCAGUAGAAUAGGUGUGUUAGUGCAGGGUUGGAGCAAAGGCCUGUACACAAUAACUCUCCAAGAGGGAUGGCCAUCCCAGACUGGAUUGUUUUUAUUACCUUUGUAGACUCAGAUGCACUGUAGCAAAGUCUCCUCCAUUUUUACGCUGACUUGAAUAUGCACGGUUGCUGAGCAACUAACCCUUCCAUGACCUCUUGGUAUAGUGCCAGUUCCCCCUAACCACAGAUCUAGGGAUCAGAUUACCUUAUCCCCAAUCCUAAUUUUUAACCAGUGGGAGGAGCAAACAGAUCUAACCAUGUAUCAGUUGGUUAGACACAUUGAUGAGAGUGAGAGGACAGUAGUUAGACAUAGGACUUGUGGAUACUUUGUUAAAACACUCCAAACUAAUGUACUAACAUUUCCUGUUGCUGAUUUUUCUUUUGUUGUGUUUCAUAGAAACUCUGGUGUGGUGUGGGAAGAUAUAGAAACCCUAUUUAUUAUUAAUGUAUGACUUUGAGAUACGCAGAAGGUUGAAAUAAAUGUUGUAGAUUAUAUUUUGAA
Messenger RNA from Salvelinus sp. IW2-2015, 3638 nucleotides. RefSeq lists its product as uncharacterized. Lineage: Eukaryota; Metazoa; Chordata; Actinopteri; Salmoniformes; Salmonidae. Gene Ontology annotation, biological process: negative regulation of neuron apoptotic process; ciliary neurotrophic factor-mediated signaling pathway. The record is from RefSeq and is a predicted model, not a curated record. Gene Ontology annotation, molecular function: ciliary neurotrophic factor receptor binding.